AUUCGUGACGGCAAAAUUUGGAGCUUGCAGCUUCAGCUUGUAUCGGGGAAAGACCAUUGAUAUGGGCCAGAUUGUUUAGGAUUGGUGUCGGUGGUGACUGGUGAGCCGUGAGAGAGUUGCAAUAGUCUUACUGAGUAGCUCUAACUGUGUGUUUUAGUCCAAAAAAAAAAAAAAAAAAGCUCUAACUGUGCAGCGAAGACUCGAGUCCAUGACACUUCUUUUCCCUCAAAGGUAGUAGUUAGGAAAUACUGUAGGAAGGAUUAUUUUCCUUCAUCUUCUUCUUCUUCUUCUUCUUCUUCUUCUUCUUCUUCUUUCUCAUCAUAAUCAUUGCAGUGAACUUAGGGUACUGUUUGGAAAUGAUUUAAGAAGGUAAAUCCGAUUCAAUCAUAAAACAAUUUACAAACCUAAUACUCAUAUCUCUCACUCUCUUUCACCCUAAAACCCUGAAAUAGUAUGGGAAUUUCUUAGAAGAAGAAAAAGAAGCUUAUGAGGGAGGAGGUGGAAGCAGUUUAGCAGGCAUUGAUGGAAGUAAUAAUCCGUUGCUGGGGCUUCAGCUACAUUAUUUAUCUCAUUAUUGUAACACUCACAUUCACUUCUCAACUUGUUAGGGCACAAAAUGCUGCCGCGUUAUGCCCCACAGGCUGGGAAAUUGGACCUCACCAGAACAAAUGCUUUACACUUGUACCAAAAACUUGUUCUUGGGACGCUGCUGAAUCACAUUGUAAGGACAACAACUACAAAGGUCAUUUGGCUGCUGUCUCUUCGGUUCAGGAACUAAGCUUCGUCCAGGAUCUAUGCUCUGAUAAUGGAUGCUGGGUUGGAGGGAGAGCUUUCAAUUCCACUACUCCUGGUUUUGGUUGGAAGUGGUCGGACUAUGUUUCACUUUGGAACGAGUCUGCUUUUGUGGGUGCACCACUAUAUUCAACUUGUACCAACUCAUCAACAUGCCAAGGGAAUAAUCUGACGUCUUUUUCGUGUUUGUUGGUGACUCAUAGCCCUCUUGGCGUUGUGGUAGAGAGAUGCAAUGAGACGAGGGAGUUUAUUUGCAUGCUUCAUUUAGAUGCUAAAUGUCAUCAAGGACACUGCCACAAGGAAUAUUUGGUCAUCCUUUCAGUUGUAAGUGCCUUGAUCCUUGUCACAAUAUUGGCUGUUGUGGUUUGGCUCCUUGCCUACAAGCGUAUCAAGAAACGCAGAAGGUCACAUAAAGUAUCUAAUCCUGCAACACGUGCUUUAGUACCUCCGUCAUGGAAGGUCUUUAGCAACGAAGAGCUGAGGUUGAUUACAAAGAAUUUUAGUGAAGGAAGCCGGCUUCUUGGGGAUGCUAAGACAGGUGGGACUUAUAGCGGAAUUCUUCUUGAUGGAACGAGGGUAGCAGUCAAGAGGUUGAAGCAGUCCAACUUUCAGAGGAAGAAAGAGUUCUAUUCUCAGAUUGGAAGGGUUGCAAGACUUUGUCAUCCAAAUCUAGUGUCUGUAAAAGGAUGUUGCUAUGAUCAUGGUGAUCGUUACAUCGUUUAUGAGUUUGUUGCUAAUGGGCCUUUAGAUAGAUGGCUACAUCAUAUACCAAGGGGUGGUAGAAGCUUGGAUUGGUCAAUGAGAAUGAGAGUUGCUACCACACUUGCUCAAGGAAUUGCGUUUCUACAUGACAAGGUGAAGCCACAUGUUGUCCACCGCGACAUCCGUGCCAGCAAUGUAUUGCUUGAUGAGGAGUUCGGGGCACACCUGAUGGGAGUGGGGCUGUCAAAAUUCGUACCAUGGGAAGUGAUGCAUGAAAGGACAGUGAUGGCUGCUUCAUAUGGCUACCUUGCUCCAGAAUUUGUGUACAGGAAUGAGCUGACGACAAAGAGUGAUGUUUAUAGUUUUGGAGUGCUGCUUCUUGAAAUUGUUAGUGGACGUAGACCUGCCCAGGCAGUUGAUUCAGUGGGUGCUCAGAGCAUAUUCGAGUGGGCCACUCCAUUGGUGCAGUCUCAUUGCUACCCGGACCUCUUGGAUCCACUAAUCUCCGACAUCCCUGAACUUGGUGUCAUACAAAAGGUGGUAGAUCUUGUAUAUGCUUGCACGCAGCAUGUUCCAUCAGUCCGCCCGAGGAUGUCGCAUUUAGUUCAUCAGCUGCAACAACUGGAAUUCAAAGCUACUAGUACUGCUACUAAUACCAUCAGCAGUGAGAUGGAUAGCAGUGCUACAAGGACAAGCACCUUUGACUCUCAAAUUCAUUCGCUGGAAGUAGAAGUUAGCAAGAAUUUAGUUUAAUCUUUAGUUUCUCUGUUACUGUUUUAAUAGGCUGUUUGGAUAGGAAAAAAAAGGUAACUUUUCAACUUCUGUAAGUCAAUAAGUCGGAAGUUAGUAUGGAUGUCUUGUUUACAACUUGACUUUUGGAAGCAAAGAAGCAGCUUCUAAACGAAGCAAAAAAUCUCGUCUUCUUGAUUCUAUCAGAAGCAGCUUCUUACUUCUCCUCGAUCCAUGUGUUAAUUAUAUUUUUAUCUUUUCGCUUAUCUUUCUUUCCUCUUCCCCCAAACCAUGAUUUAGAACUGAAAAUUUCUCAGUAGGGUGUUUUUAGCGGAGAAAACCCAUCAAUCUCAUUACGAAUUUAAGGGGGAAAAAGAUUGAAAUUCCCUUGGUCAACUUCUCAAAUCUCAUCCAUAUUCGCGUUGGUUUUUUCUUUUCUCAUCGUCGUCAUCAAUACUCCUCAGCUCCUGAUCAAUUUCUCAAAUCUCUUCCAUAUCAUACUAAUUAUGGCGCCCCAAAGAUCGCAGAUGGCUUACGAUUGAUGGGUUAUAGUCGAUUUUAAGAAAUGAAUUUAUUGAAAUGUGAUUGGACCACAACCGCCAUUGAAAUGAAUUUAUGUUGGGCAAAAGGAACAAUAAAACUGCCACUGCUUAGAUACAACCCCAGUUUCAGGGCAUAUAACUCCAUGUUUGCAUUCGUUCGCGGAGAACUCUCCAUGCUACCGAGGAAAAAACUGCUGCUCCUAGCUGAACUUGGAUAGCAUUUGUGCAUCUAAGAGGUUCACUACAUUGGAAUACCAAUCGUACUCUGUUAGGUGUACUAAUACUAACCCAAUUCAAGCUAGAAAAACUAAUCUUCCACUCUAUACUGCUACUUUGCUAGCUUCAGCUUCGAGUAAAGAAUUGUGUUGCGGUGAUUGACGGAACUCAUAUUAGUGCACUGGUUUCAGCCGGUAGAGCACAAAUACCAUUAGCAUUCAAAAUCUGUGUUAAAGCAAUGACAUUCACUUACAGAAGAGCGUCGUUUCAGGCAGAAGCAUUAUCUCUAGAACUCUCGUAUUUAAUCCGGUGUCGGCAGGUACCGGUAUACAAGUAUAUAUAAAUCUUCAUGGUAAUGAGAAUGAUAGUUCCGUGCCACUUAAAUCCGUAACAUUUUAUUGACAUGGAAUUUUGAAUAACUGUAAUGGCCUCUUCAUUUGCAGCAGUCUCCAAUGUGAUAGUAAGAAAUGUACAUCCUUAUUUUCUUUACCAUCUUAGAUGUAUAUGCAUGUACCUAAACUGGUCUUAGAAUUUAGCUUUGGUUUGUGGACUUUAAUGUUCAUUUUUGUUUACUGCUUGGUGUAGAGAAUAUUGCUGGGCAAUGGGCAUAGAGAGUCGAAGUCUUUUUUUUUUUUUAAUACACUGUGGUCACUUAUUUAGAUGUAUAAGAAGAGAUGUUUUCAUCAACAAUAAACUUGAUUGAUGAUUUUUUUAUUGACAA
Papaver somniferum (opium poppy) is the source of this 3702-nucleotide messenger RNA. RefSeq names its product C-type lectin receptor-like tyrosine-protein kinase At1g52310. Gene Ontology annotation, molecular function: protein tyrosine kinase activity; ATP binding. Gene Ontology annotation, biological process: protein phosphorylation. The transcript has 6 exons. The record is from RefSeq and is a predicted model, not a curated record. Lineage: Eukaryota; Viridiplantae; Streptophyta; Magnoliopsida; Ranunculales; Papaveraceae. The coding region runs from base 523 to 2247 and encodes 574 amino acids.